AACCAGGAUGCCCUCCAAGCAGUUUUAAGGGAAAUAGCCCACGCUUUCCGAGAUGCCACUGCUGGAGCUGCUGCCGCCCCAAGAACCCCCGUUCAUGAAACUAACUUAGUACGUGUGGAACCAUUUUUUGGUACUGAGGAAGAGGAUCCUCUUGAAUGGGUCGAACUGUUCGAUCGAGCCGCCGAUGCGAAUAAUUGGACUCCCGGAAGAAAGACUAAGAUAGCCUCUGGGUAUCUGCGAGGCGUUGCCGCCAACUG
Messenger RNA from Racocetra persica, 257 nucleotides. The record is from the annotation of a GenBank genome assembly. NCBI's taxonomy places the organism in Eukaryota, Fungi, Glomeromycota, Glomeromycetes, Diversisporales, Gigasporaceae.